This is a messenger RNA of Scheffersomyces stipitis CBS 6054, 4311 nucleotides long. It is a transcript of the gene GIN4, whose product is annotated as protein kinase. The coding region runs from base 414 to 4241 and encodes 1275 amino acids. The record is from RefSeq and is a predicted model, not a curated record. Gene Ontology annotation, molecular function: protein serine/threonine kinase activity; ATP binding; tau-protein kinase activity. Gene Ontology annotation, cellular component: cytoplasm. The transcript has 3 exons. Lineage: Eukaryota; Fungi; Ascomycota; Pichiomycetes; Serinales; Debaryomycetaceae. Gene Ontology annotation, biological process: protein phosphorylation; intracellular signal transduction; microtubule cytoskeleton organization.
CACUUUUUGUUCACAUAUUAUUGAUAGAGUCAGCUUCAGCUCUGGAGCCAUUGAACAGUUCACCUUGAGAUAGUCUUUGACGAGCACAAUUGCUAAUCGUCACGCCCUUCGUUUAUUGGUUAAUUUACCACUGCAACUAUCCUUGUUUUGAAAGUUCCGUAUUAAUAUUGGUAAUUUUUCACUGUCUUUGACACAGUUCCAUACUUUUGUUCCUACUGUAGCUGCCACGUUAACAGUACGUUCAUUCUGAAAGUCAACAGAACCGUAGUGGACAACGUAUCACAAAAGAGAUACAUCUAUACCAUUCAAGAGUAUCAUUCGUCAGAUAUUCCACCAUAUCUAUCAUAGUUUCAUUGUCAUAGCUAUUGAUAUAUCUAUUCCCACAAUCCAAUCGUCAUAUCCAUAUAUUCGCUAUGUCACACUCCAGAACAGACUCCAUAACGUCCUCUAUAGCCUCGACUUCCCACAACCAUCCUCAGAAGAUUGGACCUUGGAAGUUGGGAAAGACACUUGGAAGAGGAGCCACCGGCCGUGUACUUUUGGCUACUCACCAGACUACGGGCCAGAAGGCUGCCGUGAAAGUUGUUUCCAAGUCAGAGUUGCACGAUGAAGACCAGCCUGUCAGAAAGAACUCUGACGACGCUGGUCUUCCAUACGGAAUUGAACGUGAAAUCAUCAUCAUGAAGUUGUUAACCCAUCCCAACGUGUUACGUUUGUACGAUGUAUGGGAAACUUCAAAGGCUCUCUACUUAGUUCUAGAAUAUGUUGAAGGUGGAGAGUUGUUUGACUUACUUGUGGAAAGAGGUCCUCUCCAGGAAGUUGAAGCCAUCAAAUACUUCCGUCAGAUCAUAUUAGGUACAGCCUACUGCCAUGCGUUAGGGAUUUGUCAUCGUGAUUUGAAACCUGAAAACUUGCUUUUGGACGCAGCUUUGAAUGUGAAAUUGGCCGAUUUUGGUAUGGCCGCUCUUGAGAGCAACGGUAAGUUGUUGGAGACGUCUUGUGGAUCACCUCACUAUGCAGCUCCAGAGAUUGUUUCUGGCUUAAAGUACCAUGGUGCUGCUUCUGAUGUGUGGUCUUGUGGGGUUAUCUUGUUUGCAUUGUUAACAGGAAGACUCCCAUUUGACGAUGAAAACAUCAGAAACUUGUUGCUCAAAGUCCAAGCUGGUAAUUUCGACAUGCCUGACGAAAUCAGUCCUGAAGCUCAGGACUUGAUUGGAAGAAUGUUGACAGUGGAUCCUAUCAAAAGAAUCCCCACCGAAAAAGUCUUGAACCAUGCCCUUUUGACCAAGUACCCCAUUCCUAACGAAGAUUUGAUCUCUGUCAAGUCGUUACCUCAUCCAGAAACAGCCUACAAGUCGUUGGGUUCUGCCAAAAACAUCGACAAACAGAUUUUGUCAAAUUUGUCCAUCUUGUGGCACGACAGACCACAGCAGGAAAUCAUCAAUUGCUUGUUGAAAAAUGGGCCAAACCCCGAAAAGACCUUCUACGCCUUGUUAUUGAGAUAUAGACACAACCUGGACGAUGCCAGCUCUGGCUCGCCUAAGAAAUCCGCUUCUUUUAACGCCAAAAGAGGAAUGGUUCGUAACAGUUCCUUCAGAAACACCCCUAAAAAGGGUCAAGGGAUCAGUGUGUCAAGGCCAACGUCUUUCCAGUACAGAAACAAUAAUAGAAACUCGGUUUUGACCACUAAUGGAAAGAUACUGGCAUCCUCCAGUGUGAACAACUCUCCACAUAAGAGAUUCUCGUACGGGUAUUCUCCUUCUAGAUCUCCUAGAAAGUACAACCAACAGGAGGGUCGUAUUCCUGCUGUACCAAAGAACAUCUACAACGAAAUUGUGGCAGCACAGAGAGAGGGAGCCCAAAGAGAACUGUCCUACAGCUCCAUGCCUCCUUCUUUGCCCUCUAAAGAUAGAAAAGAGAUACCAGUUGUUGAUGAGGUCAGCGACUUGAUUCCAUCAGCCAAGAUCUCCCCUAACAAAAGAAGUUCAAUGGUGAAUAGAAGCGCUUCUAAGAGAAUGUCCAAGAGAAAAUCUAUGAGAGCCUCCAUGACUUCUGGACUCAAGAGAAACUCAAUCACAAUGAAGUUGUUGUCGACAUACGCCAAGUUAUCUGGCGAUUCCGAAUGGGAAUACGUAGAUAAGCAAGCCAAGAGAACUUCUGCCACGUUUGCAACUCUCUGUGACAAAAUCUUCAAUCAGGAAGAAUACAACCCCGAAGACGAGUUGUUAAUAGACGAAGAGGAAAAGCAAGCAAAGGAGUAUGAGAGGUUGAUGGAAAUCGAAAGAAAGAAGCACGAGGCUGAGUUGAAGGCUAGAAAGGAGUUAGAGAAGAAGAGAAAGAGACAAAAGAGAAAGUCCUUGUUGAGUUCGAAGAAGCUCAGCAUUUUGAUCAGAGACGAUAAUGCUGCUAACAACAGCGAGAUCGAUAUCGUGGACAAUCUGUCUGACAUUCGUCCUACCAAGAGGCAGUCCAAGAACUUAUCUGCUUUACGUUCGCUAUCUGAGGGAGCCAAUGAAGAUAGCGACGACUUAACUUACAAAGAGCUUGAAGAAUUGAAGAGAAGAUCGGUAACACAACCUACUCAGAGAAGAAAACAGACACCUAUUCUCACCAGAAGACCAGUGUCUAGGUUAGAUCCGUUGUGGCAGGCGUAUGAGAACGAUGAGCUUGACAGAGCCCAGAGCACCUUGGAAGCAGAGUGGAGAGAAUCUAACUUGAAGAAGUCUGCGCUGAAGAAGAACAGAGAGUCGAUGGUUCAUAAGAACAGAAGAGAAUCUGUUAUUUCUGUCAUUGAGGAUUCGAGAAAAUGGGAACAGAAGCAAGAAUUUGAAUUACCUGAACCAGAUAAGGACACUACAGACUUGAGCGAAGAAUACAUGUCUGAAAUCCGCAAGUCCAAGUUGUUGAAUUCCCAAUUGAACUUGAAAGGCAACCUUAAAUCUAGGGAAGACUCUGGUCCAAAGACUUUGAUUGGCAAUGUAAAGAUUCCAAAUGUUACUAGAAAGUCGAGAAACUUCACCAACUCCAACAAGAGAUUGUCAGUGUUGUCGAUGUAUUCAACUAAAGAGUCUUAUCAUGACUUGAAGUCGUUUGUAAAUAACGAGGAAGAUGAGUACAGUUCUAAGAAAACCACUUUGAGGACUUCCUUUGCUGAUCGUUUGGACAAGGCUGGAUUGGGAGAAGCUGAUGAGGACGAUCACGAUUUCGAUCAAGGUUCCAUCAUGGAUUUCGACGAACAUUUGUCUAAUAAGAGAUACUCUUAUCACGACAGUAAGAGACUCUCCAAGAUGGGCGAAACUGGCGCCAGACCAACAUCCAAGAUUCCCAACUUACCAACGGAAAACGACUAUGACGACACGUUUGUAACAAAGGAUGAUCAAGUUCACAGAAGUAGCCGUCGUUACUCAAAUAAGAGCAGUAAACCUCUUUCUGAGGAUGAUACUGAGAAUGAGGUGGAUGUGUUUGACAAAAUCAAGUUGCCGGAAGAAGAGUCUCAACAGAGCCAAAACCAGAAGCCUGCUCAUAUUGUCAAGCCAAUGGUCCCUAGUGCUGAAUCAAUGUUGAUCCCUGAUGUGAAAAAUCUUCCUGAUGAUUCACAAACUCAAACGUAUCCAAGAGUACGUCCUUCUAAGAUUGACAAACAAACCGAUACGAUUCCACCAACUCCUCCAAUGCACAAAAACAGGAAUUCAAAGAAGCCUUUGGAAGAUUCCACCAACAAGCCGGAUGUUCAGCAAAAGAGAAAUAGAUCCAUUUUCAGAAAAUUGUCCUGGGGUUCCAAGAAAGUGUUGGAGAAUGAUCAAUUGCCUACUCCAGGCGACUCUAGAGUUGCCUCUGCCGCAGAAAAAGAAAAGCCUAGAUCCAGCUCUUUCUUUAGAUGGUUCUCAUCGUCCUCCUCUUCUUCUGAUUCUCCUAAGGAUUCAGAUCUCAAAAGAUUCAAGACUAUCUUGCCAAAGCAGGAAAUGGAUACUGCUUUAUUUGCCUUGUUAAACUCCUGGUCAAACUUUGGUUUGAAGAACUUGAGAAAUGAUCAAGUUGGUUAUAACAUCACUGGUGCUAUUUCCAGUAACAACUCGUUUAACUUGAAGAGCUGUAAGUUCAGAAUCAAGAUCAACGCAAGAGAAUUUAACCAGAAAUCGGAAAUUGUCUGUGCUAGAGUCAAAGGAUCUAGGAAUACUACGGAAACCUUGUUCAAAGAAAUCGAAAAGGUCUUGCGUAAGGAAGGUGUCAUGGACGAAUAGAGUGACAUUUGUAUAUUAAUAACUUUAUAAACAAUAAGUAAAUUGUAAAAUCGGAAUGCUUUAAAAACGU